Molecule: messenger RNA, 819 nt
Organism: Macrosiphum euphorbiae (potato aphid)
Lineage: Eukaryota; Metazoa; Arthropoda; Insecta; Hemiptera; Aphididae
Source: the annotation of a GenBank genome assembly
AUGGGUCACUCAUUUGACCAUCCAGGACCAUUAGAGUUUAUUUAUAGACUCAAAAAAUAUAUAUUGGGAAAACACUCUUCGGCAGUAUUCAGUUUGCAUAAAAAUGUUGAAGAUGAUGUUAUGACAAAUAAUUUAUCCACCGAACUUCUAGAAAAUAAAAACAUUUCAAAUGAAAAUAAUGCCAAUGAAGCUGAGAAAGACAUUAUACUUACACAAUCAAUUUUUGAUGCAAUACUUGAUGGCAAUGAUUUAAUAUUUGAUGAAGAUGAAUUUGAUUUUGAAAUAAAAAAUAUGAAUGAGAAUAUCAAUAAUGAUAUUAUAUCAAUGGCUGGCUUAGAAUAUAUCACUGGAUUUGUAGCGCAUCAUUUCAGAGCUAAAUAUCCACACUUGAUGUCUAAUGGUGAUAUGAAUAGUUCUAGUUGGAUAGCUUAUGCUUCAAGAGGUAACUUAACAGUGCCCAGUAAUAAAUUGAUGGAUGUGGCCAAGGUAAUGGAGCAUUUUUUUAUACAAUUCCAUGGUGAAUACUUUUCUAAAGACAUUUCAAUAAUUGGAAAAAUAGCUGAUAAAGUCAUAAAUUAUUAUAAAGGAGAUUUACCGGUACCAGAAAAGGUUUUAUUAUACUUAAUACGUACAAGAACUUUUAUUUUAGUUUGUGCUAUUAAUGCUGAGAAUAAACAAAAAUAUGACAACAUGAAGAAAAAUAAGAAAAAAUUGAACAAAGUCAUCAACAUAAUACCUAAACUACACGCAUCCUCCAGUAACCAAGUCAUUUUCAUACCACCAACCAAUAAUCUUAUAAUACAUAAAAGUAAAAAAUAA